AUGGCCGCACGCAAAUGCACACGCUUUUCAGGCAUAGAAUCGGCAGGCAAAUAUUUGCCACCUAUAUUCCAAACGCUGCCACUCGUGUCGUUAGAGAAGGCGAUUGAACCACUCGUAGAUAUCGUUACGUCGAUUAGCACAAAUGCAAGAACUGCUAAACAAUACUGUUUAAAAGAUACAAGAUAUGGUUUAACCCAUGACGAAUCGGCAGCAAUCUAUUUAUAUUCGAUGGAAACUGGAAAUGAUAGUUUCUAUUCGUGUCUGAAUGCGGCACUGCGUGGCGAACAUGGAUCCAGUGACCUAAAAUUUUAUUUAUAUCUGAAACUACUCGACGCAGCUACAAAUAAACUGCCGUCCUUGUCCGAUGAUAUCUUCCGUGGUGUUGAUAAAGAUCUAAGUCGACUGUUUAAAGAAGGACAAGAGAUCACAUGGCCGACUGUCAGUUCUUGUUCGACAAAAAUGAAGGUCAUCGAAGAUUUUCUUGGUGAUGAGACAGGUGGAAGUUGCACUUUAUUUUUAAUUCAGUGUGUAAGAGGAAAAGACAUAUCGGCAUUUACGCGUUAUACACAUGAAAAGGAAAUCAUUUUAAUGCCUGGUACACAGUUGCGUGUUGUAUCAAGUUUGGAUAAAAACUUACAUGUGAUUCAUUUGAAACAGAUCGGUGGUGAUAUCGGCGAAAGUGUCCGUACCACAGUCAUUCAAAAAACAACUGAAACAAUCAAUUAUCCAAACGGAAAUAAAUACGUAGGAGAAGUAAAUGUGAUAGAUAAACCAAAUGGAACGGGAACAAUGUUCUACAAAGAUGGUGAAUUGAAAGAUGAUCGUUAUAAUGGUGAAUGGAAGUGUGGUAAGAAAGAUGGACAUGGUAUUUACGAUUUUGCCGUAGGAAAGAAGGAAAGAAAGUAUGAGGGUCGAUUUGAAAACGAUCUAUUCAGUGGUCGUGGACAUAUGACUUAUUCGAACGGCUGUCUAUACGACGGGAACUGGAUUAGCGGAAAUCGUGAUGGCCGAGGGGUGUACACAUGGAAAGACGGUGACCGGUAUGAAGGACAAUUUGUAGGCGGAAAGAUCAGUGGACACGGUGUGAAGCGUGAUAUAUGUGGUGAUAUAUGGACGGGUGAAUGGGAAGAUGGUAAAAAACAUGGAUAUGGUAAGUAUACGUAUGCAAAUGGAGCGGUAAAGAUGGGCAAAUGGAAUAUGGGCAGAGAAAUUAAGGAACAAUAA
This is a messenger RNA of Didymodactylos carnosus, 1224 nucleotides long. Lineage: Eukaryota; Metazoa; Rotifera; Eurotatoria; Philodinida; Philodinidae. The record is from the annotation of a GenBank genome assembly.